AUGCCAGUACUGAACCCUUUCCUGCGGGCGCUCUUCCAGAGUAGUGUGCUGGGACACGCCCUCCCGGCCCAGAAUUACAUCCUCCUUGUACCAACUACAGAGUCCCUGAUAUAUGGUCUCGAUCGCGAGACCGGGAAGCGAUAUGCCGACCAAAGCGACGAUGAAGACUUCCUCGCCGCCCAUAUACUACGAGUGCCGCCACCGGUGGGCAAGGAGACACCCAACGUACGAGACAGCCGCGGGAAGGCCAAAACGUACUCUACAGUCAAUGCGCGGACUGUCAUAGUCAAGGAGAAUGUCGUCUUCACCAAUAAGGGCUUCAAGCAGUUGACACAGGCCCAAAUACUGCAGGAUGCUAUUUACCACUCGACUGGCAGCGACAUGCAGCAGUGGCUGUUGUACUAUAUAUCAAAACCACUGACUGGGUCAUGGGAGGCAGAUCCGGUGAAGCCCGCGCUGUUGGACCAGCCACGACCGCAAGCGGAACCAGUCGACUCUUCACAGCCCAAGAAGAAGGACAUCAAGUCUUUCAAUGAGCUGCUGAACAACUUUCCUAUGAUCGCGAGGCAGAUGCAACCUGGACUGGAGAGACUAUUCAACGAAUUUGGGAAAGAGCUAGGGAGACCUCUGCCGCCACCUCCGUCCGUUGAGGACUCUGCAGAACCAUCACUGAGCGGCACAACGCAAGUCUCGGAGAAUGGUUCGAUCAAGUCGAAUGGCUCUGUCAAACUACCGCUCAAUCAUGAAGGGUUCUUUGAGGAUGAAGAGGACCUGAUGUGCAAAGCACUUGAGACAGCAGUCACAGCUGCCAUCGAUCUGUUUCAAGGCGUCGACAAGCAGCAGCUUUCACUACUCGGAGCGACUACCGAUCUGACCGGACCUGCUGUCGAACGCCUGAUAGAGCGCUAUGUGUCUGAAUCGGUUCAUGAUAAUCUCCUGUUCCCGAAGCUGUGUGCUUUCCACAAACCGCACGAUCAAGAGCUCGAUCGGCGAAUACGACAGAUGGACAGUCUGGAUGUGUCUCAAGUCGGCAUUGCUCUCGAAGACGGUAGAGAUAGCAAGCGCGACCUCCUUGUCCGCAUUGAUAGCGGCGUCAAAGCAUUCCGACAGAUGGGCGUGGCUGGUAGUCCACAGCAAAUGCUCGACGUGCUGCUGGCUACGCAGAAGGCGGUCUCGGAGAGCGGACGCGCUGCUUCAAUUGCGGAUGACGAGAAGAGGGCAACACAGAUGACGAUCAAUGCCGACAUUUUGGUUUCGCUGCUCCUCUUGGUCGUGAUAAGAUCGCAAAUCCGACAUUUGCAAGCUCGCCUUUCAUAUAUGCAACGCUUCAUCUACAUCGAAGAUGUCGAGAGCGGCGAGGCUGGCUAUGCUUUGAGCACUCUUGAGGCAGUCUUGACGUACCUAGCACGUGGCUCUGGUGGUUUGCGGCAAGCGUCGAAGCAGAACAAAGCUCUGUGGGAUGCAAUCAAGUCUGGAAACAUGGAAGAGACGCGAUCGGUGUACCAAGGCGACACCCCGAUCGUCUGUGAUGAGGUUGUCGCUGAGCCAGAGGAGCGACCGGUGCUUUCAAGAGGCUCAUCAUACUCCAACACCAAUGGAUCAUUAUCACGAAAGUCGUCGCAUGACGAUGGUGGCCUAUCACAUGUAUUUCCAUUCCAGAAAGCACCCACGAAGAAGAAGAAGCGAGUACAAAUGGCAGCUAGGAGCCUUUCCAUCUCCUCGACCGUGUCCUUACUAUCCAGAACGGCGACCCUUGAGACGACCUUGAGUGGAAUAGAGGGUGACACGUCCGUGUCCUCGCUUUCGCAGACGCAAGAUCCGACCGGCAAUUCGGCAUUAAUGAUGGCGGUGGAGAGCCAACAAAUUCCAAUCUUACAGUACCUGCUCAGUCUAGACGAGUACUAUCCGACCCCAGUAGUACUGGAAGACACGACUACAGAGGGCACAACAUUACUCAGUGCCGCCAUCCAGCUCGCUAAUAUCGACCUGGUCAAGUGCUUGCUCGAGUAUUUAGAAGCAAAUGUCGAAGAAGGCACCUUCCGCGACUACUUAGCUAAGCAGGACAGUAGAGGACGGAGCGCGGCUCAUUACAUCUUUAACACACCAGAGAUGAUAUCAGAGCUCGCAACACUUCUGCCAUGGAGGCAACAAGACAAGAUCGGACACACACCACUGUUUGCGAUUUGCAGAACAUAUGACCAUACAGACUACAGUAACAUGGUGUCGGAAGCCCUCGAGGCCGCGAGAGUGGCACAAGGAGACGAGAUGCCACUUCGACUUGAAGACCACCAGGACAAUAAGAGCAAUUGUCUACUGCACAUUGUGAAGGACGCCAACAUCAUGGUUCGCAUGCUGAACCAAUGUGAUGUCGAUCCGAAUAUGAUGAAUGACAAGAAAUUUACGCCACUCAUGCUCGCCAGCAAGUAUGGUCGAGUCGACAUGGUUCGCAUCUUCUUCGGCGAUCCCCGAGUCGACCUGCAUCUGAAGGAGGCAAGAGGGCUGACAGCUGUCGAGUUGGCCAAGGAUGACGAAGUCCGCAAUCGAAUCGACGACCUGUCCCUUUUCUCGAACACAGCUACGAGCAACGUACCCGACUCCUCCGGUCGCAUCACCGCCAUCGUGCGCUCCUAUUUCGUAGAAGACGGCUCAACUCGCUUCGUCCUCAAGUCCGGCGCCCCAAAUGCCGCCGUCUCCGCCACGACCUACACCAUCACCACCAGCCGUCGUUCGCUCCAGGACUUCGAGAAUCUUGCCAAGUGGCUCUCAAUGGACCACCCAGCCUCAUACAUCCCGGCCAUGAACGCCUCAAACUUUCGCUCACCCUUCGCUCUACACGCCAAACCUUCGCGGGCAGCACUUUACGAAUCACAAACCCACGUCGACCGCUUCCUCAAGAUCAUGAUGUCGCAUCCAACAUUCAGCACCCACGAAAUGCUCUGGGAGUUCUUCCUCGUGCCAGACAUGGCACCUGAAGUAAUCGCGCAGCGCGCCAAAUUGAAGGGGCAAUUGACACAGGAGCGGAUCUCGGACGACUACGAGCCCAUGACCCAACCCUCCGACCUCAAAGACGUCGAAUCCGUAAUCAACCACUCCCGCGACAUCGUCCGCCGCGUCAGCAUCCACACGCGCAACCUCAUCCGUAAGGGCUUCGCCAACGACCCUUCCAAAAUCACACACCGACGCCCUGUCGAAAUACGCGUCUCUACUUCCGAGCAACCCGCCUCCAACCCCUUGAACAACUACAUCUCCUCCCUCCUCGCGCUCCAUUCUACCACCCUGGCGGUCCAAACCGCCCUCCUCCGGUCCUCCAGCCUGAUAACGCAAAUCCAAGCCGCGAAUCGCACCCUCGCGAGAUCUCGCGCCAACUUGCUCUCAAAUUCUGUUCCCAAGAAAGGACCUCUUGGGAUAAGUCUUCCCGGUUCAGAGGAAAGCAGGUUGCGGAGCAUGAAGGAGGCGGAAAACAAGAUUUUGGAGAGUGAGGCGGAGAUUGAUAGCCGGGGAAGGACAUUGAGGUAUACGCAGGAGGUAGUGUUGGGGGAGCUGGCGGGGUGGACGAGUUGGAAGGGAGUGGUGGGGCGGGAGGAGGUGAGGAGGUUGGUUGGUGGGGUUGUGGUAAGGGAGAGGGAACGGUUGAGGGGGAUGGAACGGGUGUUGAGGGCGGUGCAGAAAGGAGGGUGA
Cyphellophora attinorum is the source of this 3678-nucleotide messenger RNA. RefSeq lists its product as uncharacterized. Bases 1 to 3678 code for a protein of 1225 amino acids. Lineage: Eukaryota; Fungi; Ascomycota; Eurotiomycetes; Chaetothyriales; Cyphellophoraceae. The record is from RefSeq and is a predicted model, not a curated record. Gene Ontology annotation, molecular function: guanyl-nucleotide exchange factor activity; phosphatidylinositol binding; SNARE binding. Gene Ontology annotation, biological process: early endosome to late endosome transport. The transcript has 2 exons. Gene Ontology annotation, cellular component: tubular endosome; plasma membrane; transport vesicle.